Molecule: messenger RNA, 1139 nt
Organism: Drosophila kikkawai
Lineage: Eukaryota; Metazoa; Arthropoda; Insecta; Diptera; Drosophilidae
Source: RefSeq, a predicted model, not a curated record
UGACACAUUGAGGAAAAGUUCGGUGUUUGAAAUGGAGUGUAAAACAAAUAUUACGGAUUUGCCAAUAGAAAUACUCGAUAUUAUAUUUAAAUGUUGUGGAGAUAUGACGGACAAACUCCAUUUGGCCCAAGCUCAUCCGUUUUUGGCCCAGGCCUUUGCCUAUCAUUGUCGGAAUUUAUACAACCACAUCUCAGAAAAUGAAAAAAAAAGAUUGUGCUAUUGGCGGCUUACUCUGCCAGGCUGUGGACCGAAUAUAAAAAAAAUUAAAAAAAAUUUUCGACAUAGUUCUGAUGAGGGGUUUAUCAACUUGGUUGCAUUACACUGCUCAAAAUUGGAAAAAGUUAAGCUCGUCUUCGAGACGGACAAUGUGGAUUGUGUGAAAUCUUUAAUAUGCCAGAGACAGAAUACUCUGAGGGCUAUUAAUCUUACACUGAAGUUAAAAUCAAAAUCUCCAGAAAUGAAUAUUAAGAUGCUUCAUGAGCUUCCAGAAUUGCCCUUGCUGGAAAAGCUUAAGAUUUUGAACAUUCCCAUUGAGAACUAUUAUCACAUACACAAAUUUAAAAAUUUGGUAAAGCUUGAAAUUCGGUGCUGGAGUUUAACGAAACAUGUUAUUGAUGUUUUUGCACUCUGUGCACCUCUAAAGAAACUGCAGAUUCUGGCCUUGCAGGGCGUGAGAAUUAUUGCCUCUGAAGAAACUAAAAUCCACCUGCCAGUAUUACAAUUGAAGAAGCUAAGCAUUAUUUGUGCGCAAUUUAACAGUCACGCUGAAGUUCAACGAUUGAUUUUGAGCCAAGGAAAGAGCCUGGAAAGCUUACUCUACGAUUGUGAACUAGUAACAUAUAGAAAUGAAGAUUUUCUAGAGGUUAUUCGAACGUGCCGAAACCUGCGAUUCUUCGAGCUGCCAAGCCGAGGUGUCGUCUUCGACCUAGAGUUUGUUGAGGAAAUCGUUGAUAUCCUAAGGCAAAACGGGGUCACACAGGAUAAUCCUUUUUUACUUGGGGCAAGCAAUUAUCACAGAUAUACAGAAUUAGAAAAAUGGCUCAAAUGUUCAACGAGUCCCAAGUUAAUAAAGCCUGACUGCUUUCCGUCCCGAUAUAAUUAAGCCUGAACUCUUUCAUCUUUUCUUAAGAUGAAUUAUU